Sapajus apella (tufted capuchin) is the source of this 4757-nucleotide messenger RNA. RefSeq names its product Rho GTPase activating protein 4 (gene ARHGAP4). The transcript is spliced from 22 exons. Bases 1661 to 4441 code for a protein of 926 amino acids. Gene Ontology annotation, cellular component: cytoplasm. NCBI's taxonomy places the organism in Eukaryota, Metazoa, Chordata, Mammalia, Primates, Cebidae. The record is from RefSeq and is a predicted model, not a curated record. Gene Ontology annotation, biological process: negative regulation of cell migration; signal transduction. Gene Ontology annotation, molecular function: protein binding.
UGCAGUGAAUUGAGAUGGCGCCACUGCACUCCAUCCUUGGCGACAGAGCAAGACCCCAUCUCAAAACAAAACAUUAAACUGAUUCAGUGAGGAGUCUUCUGAUUUCAAAUGGCAUAAGCGCCUACCCCACCCGGCCUUUGUAGCUGACCAGUCAACCACAGGAGGCCAGCGUCUGAUAGGAUGAGAACACUCUCUAUCUGUCUCCCUUGGUACCAUGGGCUCUGCUCUGCUUUGUCGGAAGGUCCCCCGCCCCAGGCUUCCACUUACACAGCUUGAUCCCCUGGUGGGAAGAGCUCUCCUCUUCGGUGAUUCCAUUGGAAGGGUCAGUCUCCUGGGUCCCUCACCUGGCUAGUCUUGUGGGGGCAGGGAGUGGAGGGGCAGAGGGGUGAGUGAUGCAUGCAGCCAGGGCUGGGGCACCUGGAGUCGAGGGGGCUGAGACUAGGGAGCGGACGUUCUCCAAGAGGAGAUCGGAGAGGAGGUAGGAAUGCUGGGCAGGCCACACCCACAGGGUCUCCAUGCAGCAGCCCCUGGGAAGUCACUGGUGGGACAGAAAUCCAACGAGAUUGAGCUGUUCCCAGCGGAGUCCUCCCCCACUGUUUCCGGUCUGAAACCCUGCAGUCUUUUGCCUGGACUAGUGCAGUAGCUGCCACCUGGGCUCCACCAGGCAGUGCGGUGGGGCCUGUAAAUGAAGCACCUCUCUCACUCGGAGUCCAGCUGGGAAUUCUCCCUAGACCAUGGGCUCUGUGCCAUCUGUCCCUACCAGCCUCUCGGAUUGUCCCCGGCACGCCUCGUAGCGGGCUCCAGCUUUUUGCUCCAACGAUGCGUCUUGUUCUUGACCACCCUCCUUUAAAAAGAGCUCCUUGCCACCCCCCCAGCCCCUGCUUUGAUCUUGCUUUGUGUGUCCAUCAGUCCACGGACAUGCGUCUGUGCCCCCAUUCCAAUCCCAGCUCCAGGAGGGUAGACACUUGGUCAACCCUCUUUGCCUCUGUAUCUAGAACGUGCUUGUCACAGAAUGGGUGCAUAAUCAACAUCCUGCUUAAUGAAGAAAUCAAUUCAUGUCCCUCCCUCGGGAUGUGGAUGGUGAUGAGUAGGUGGGCAGCCUGCUGGCCAGAGGCCGAGAUAUCAUCUUAUUUACUCGGGACCUGCUUGGGCACUCAGCAGGUGGCAAAAGCGUCUUCUGCAGGUUGCUUAAACUUGCCGGGCGGGUACUUCUUUGCUUCAGGCCUGUGUCAGGGAAGCAGCAUUGCCAAAUCAAGCCAGUGAUAGGGUGCAAAAGGCUGGCAGUAUGGGGCCCUGGGUGGGGCUGUCUGUCUGCAUGGGUGGGGGCAGGGUGAUUAGGAGUGGGAAGUGGGGACAGAAGACAGGGGCUAGCUCCCUCCCCCGGCCUUUCACUUAUCAGGCUGGAUCAGCUCUCUCUGGCACGAAGCCCUCACUGUGGACUGCCCUUUCCCCUGGGGCCUGCGGGCAGGGUUCCCCAGCCACUGAGACUGCGAGUUAGCUGCAGGCUUGCCCUGAGCAGUGCUGUGAUCUGUGUGCUGUGUAUCUGUGUGUUUGCAAGGGAGGCUGCCACCUCCUGGGGCCUGGGUACCAGUGGGGAAGGAAGUGGCAGGGGAAGCCAUUCAGGGGCUUUCCAGGAACGACGGAGAGACGGGAAGUCAAAAUGAAAGAGAUGCGCUGGCAGCUGAGCGAACAGCUGCGCUGCCUGGAGCUGCAGGGUGAGCUGCGGCGGGAGCUGCUGCAGGAGUUGGCAGAGUUCAUGCGGCGACGCGCCGAGGUGGAGCUGGAGUACUCCCGGGGCCUGGAAAAGCUGGCGGAGCGUUUCUCCAGCCGCGGAGGCCGCCUGGGGAGCAGCCGGGAGCACCAAAGCUUCAGGAAGGAGCCUUGCCUCCUGUCACCCUUGCACUGCUGGGCAGUGCUGCUGCAGCACACGCGGCAACAGAGCCGGGAGAGCGCGGCCCUGAGCGAGGUGCUGGCCGGGCCCCUGGCCCAGCGCCUGAGUCACAUUGCUGAGGACGUGGGGCGCCUGGUCAAGAAGAGCAGGGAUCUGGAGCAGCAGCUGCAGGAUGAGCUCCUGGAGGUGGUCUCAGAGCUCCAGACGGCCAAGAAGACGUACCAGGUGUAUCACACAGAGAGCGUGAAUGCUGAGGCCAAGCUCCGGGAGGCCGAGCGGCAGGAGGAGAAGCGGGCAGGCCGGAGUGCACCCACUGCCACCGCUGCGGCCACUGAGGCAGGGCCCCUCCGCAAGACCUCCCUCAAGAAGAGUGGGCGGCUGGUGGAGAAGCGGCAGGCCAAGUUCAUGGAGCACAAACUCAAGUGCACAAAGGCACGCAACGAGUACCUGCUGAGCCUGGCCAGCGUCAACGCCGCCGUCAGGAACUACUACCUGCGUGACGUCUUGGACCUCAUGGACUGCUGCGACACAGGGUUCCACUUGGCCCUAGGGCAGGUGCUCCGGAGCUACAUGGCUGCUGAGAGCCGUGCCCAGGCCUCUCAAGUGCAGGGCCUGGGCAGCCUGGAAGAAGCCGUGGAGUCCCUGGAUCCUCCAGGAGACAAGGCCAAGGUGCUCGAGGUGCACGCUAUCGCCUUCUGUCCCCCACUGCGCUUUGAUUACCAGCCCCACGACGGGGAUGAGGUGGCUGAGCUCUGCAUUGAAAUGGAGCUGCGGGAUGAGAUUCUGCCUAGAGCCCAGAACAUCCAGAGCCGCUUGGACCGACAGACCAUUGAGACAGAGGAGGUGAACAAGACACUGAAGGCGACGCUGCAGGCCCUGCUAGAGGUGGUGGCCUUGGACGACGGGGAUGUGCUCGACUCCUUCCAGGCCAACCCCUCCACCGAGUCCCUCAAGUCCACCAGCUCAGACUCAGGCAACCGGCAGGCAGGCCGGAGGCGUGGCCAGCAGCAGGAGACUGAGACCUUCUAUAUCACGAAACUCCAGGAGUAUCUGAGUGGACGCAGCAUACUUGCCAAGCUGCAGGCCAAGCACGAGAAGCUGCAGGAGGCCCUUCAGCGAGGUGACAAGGAGGAGCGGGAAAUGUCUUGGACCCAGUACACGCAGAGAAAAUUCCAGAAGAGCCACCACCCUCGCCCCAGCUCCCAGUAUAACCAGAGACUCUUUGGGGGAGACAUGGAGAAGUUUAUCCAGAGCUCAGGCCAGUCUGUGCCCCUGGUGGUGGAGAGCUGCAUUCGCUUCAUUAACCUCAAUGGCCUGCAGCACGAAGGCAUCUUCCGGGUGUCGGGUCCCCAGCUCCGGGUCUCAGAGAUCCGUGAUGCCUUCGAGAGAGGGGAGGACCCGCUGGUGGAAGGCUGCAGUGCCCACGACCUGGACUUGGUGGCUGGGGUGCUGAAGCUCUACUUCCGGAGCCUGGAGCCCCCACUCUUCCCCCCGGACCUGUUCAGCGAGUUGCUGGCUUCUUCGGAGCUGGAGGCCACAGCAGCACGGGUGGAGCAAGUGAGCCGCCUGCUGGGGCGUCUGCCGGCGCCAGUCCUGGUGGUUCUGCGCUACCUCUUCACCUUCCUCAACCACCUGGCCCAGUACAGCGAUGAGAACAUGAUGGACCCCUACAACCUGGCCGUGUGCUUUGGGCCCACGCUGCUGCCCGUGCCCGCUGGACAGGACCCGGUGACGCUGCAGGGCCGGGUGAACCAGCUGGUGCAGACGCUCAUAACGCAGCCCGAUCGGGUCUUCCCACCCCUAACUGAGCUGCCUGGCCCCGUCUACGAGAAGUGCAUGGCACCACCUUCCACCCGCUGCCUGGGGGACGCCCCGCUGGAGAGCCUGGGGGCAGACAAUGAGCCGGAGCUGGAAGCGGAGACACUGGCCCAGGAGGAUGACCUGGACGGGGUCGUGGAGGCUGUGGCCUGCUUUGCCUACACGGGCCGCACGGCCCAGGAGCUGAGCUUCCGGCGUGGGGAUGUGCUGCGGCUGCACGAGAGGGCAUCGAGCGACUGGUGGUGGGGAGAGCACGAGGGCGCACGGGGCCUCAUUCCCCACAAGUACAUCACGCUGCCUGCGGGGGCAGAGAAGCAGGAGGUGGGCGCAGGCGUGCAGACUGCAGGUGACUCGGAGAGCAGCCCCGAGGGCCUCCUGGCAUCAGAGCUGGUCCACCGGCCAGAGCCAUGCACCUCACCCGAGGCCAUGGGACCCCCUGGACACAGGCGACACUGCUUGGUCCCAGCCUGUCUGGAGCAACAUGUGGAGGUUGAUAAGGCUGUGGCGCAGAACAUGGACUCUGUGUUUAAGGAGCUCAUGGGAAAGGCCUCUGCCCGCCAGGGCCUCGGACCAGCACCUGCCACCUCUCCCAGCCCUGGGCCCCGAAGCCCAAAGGCCCCGGUCAGCAGCCGCCUGGGCAGGAACAAAGGCUUCUCCCGGGGCCCUGGGGCCCCAGCCUCACCCUCAGUGUCCCAGCCCCAGGACCUGGACUCCACCCCCAAACCACACUGAGGUGCUGGGCCAGCCACUCUCCCCAGCCCCCUUGCUUCACUCCAGCCCUUUCCAGCAAGUGCAGGGUUCCUGCACUUCACCCUGUGCAGAGAGGUGGGAUGAGGCCACUGUAUAGGGAUGCCCACCCCAUACCCUGCCUGCCCCUCAGCCCUGGCCCAGGCCUCUUUGGGAGGCAGCUGAGGAAGGAGGCUGGGGAAACCCUCUUCUGCGGCCUUGAGGAGGGCUGGUCAGUGGCUGCUGGGUGGCGGGCGCCCUUGCUCAGAUGCCUGGCAGCACUGCGUUGUGAUUCAUAAAGACCUAUGUGUUGACUCCCUGA